AGGAACACGAUUUGCUUCUCUUGGGCGCUGGAGCUCUUCAAAAAUCUCUAUCAAGGAUCGAAACUCUUCGUCCAUCCAAACGCUCUGCGAUACCGUGAACAGCGCUGGCCGAAUAAAUUGACUAAGAAUCCUUCACAAUAAGGCUGGGCACUUGGGCUUGCCGAACGUUACAUUCCGUGACCAGUGAAUCGUCCCACCUUUUGGCGAGACAGGUUCAUCCAGGUCUGUUGUCAAAUUUUGGUCAUUGACAAGUAUUGUACACAUUUCUGCGCUGUGUAUGAGACAUGGACUCACAAUCCGUGCUGGCAACAAUCACCGCUCGGACAUCUACGUGUCCUAAUUGUCGGGAUGAAAGAAAAGAUAAAAAGCAUGAAAAGCGAUCCUUCGAUGAGAUGCAAAGUUAUGGAACAACAUGUCAUCGCUGCUACGUGAUCCUUCAAGGAGUACAAGCGCUCCGGGAAAAGUUUGGGCACUCCACCAAAAAUACUUGGAAGAGCCGUUCUCGGAUCGAUAUUGGUCGUCUGAGGAAGGACUUGGUCGGUGUUCAUUCUACCGAUGAGACCGGCAGGCUUGACCUCAAUGCCGUCUUCUAUACCUGUCUCGACGACGCAAGUGAGAAGAAUGCUUGGCCUCGUACGAAGUGGCACAGUAGGCCAUGUGGACCAUCUCCCGCAAUAUCUCUGCAUUUCGCACAACAAGCGCUAGGCCAUUGCACGGAGAACCACGAUUGCCAGCCACGAGCGGGACCACUGCCAAAGCGUCUACUAGACGUACAGGACCCCUCAAUUGGGGAGGAUGUACUCAGGGUCGUUCAGUCAGAAAGGCUGCCGAAUCCAGAUACCGUUCACUAUGUCGCGCUGAGUUAUUGCUGGGGCAAAAUUAGUAGAUUCAAGGAUGGCAUGCUGAAACUAAGCAAAGAAGAUCUUGCUGAGAAGGAACAUGGACUCGACCUUGUUAGUUUACCCGCAGCCUUUCAAGACGCUGUAAAGACGACAAGAGGUCUCGGCUUGCGGUAUUUGUGGAUCGAUGCCCUUUGCAUUGCACAAGGCGAUCCAGAAGAACGGAGCACAGAGCUUUUAAAGAUGGCGAAAACAUACUCCCGCGCGUUCGUGACCAUUGCGGCUGAUGCCUCAUUGUCAUGUGAGGAAUCGUUCCUGGAUACUCAAACAUACCGCCGGUUGAGUGACGGUAUUGAGGUGCCAGGUUCGUACGGCGGUCCAAGAAUCUUCGUGCGUGUGGAUGAACCAAGCCUCUACAGGAAUUGCGACAGAAUCGGCUUUCCAUCGAUUGAAAGCGUGAUGGAAACGAGAGGAUGGACCUUUCAAGAAGGUUUGCUCAGCAGACGUGUCUUGUCGUUCCGUCAUAUCCACAUGCACUUUCGCUGUAUGCAAAGUACACGAACCGAAUAUGGAAACUCAUUCGGAGACUCCUCGGCCAUCUACAUUCCUCAUGGGGAAAGGGAAAUCACAGUGCCCUCUUGGGUCAAUACCGUUCGGAAACGUGACACCACAGAGUCCUCAUGGAGGGAAAUGAUGUGCUCUCCAAGCGCCUUGCCCUUGGGUGCUGACAAGCUUUUAGAUCUAUGGUAUCAAGUUCUCCUCAGUUAUACACCAAGAGAACUCACCAGAAUUGACGAUAGGCUCGAGGCAAUUGCUGGGGUGGCGUCAGUUCUGAGAUCCAGAGCUGCAGCAAAUAACGAUUAUUUGGCUGGUCUAUGGAAAGACUCCUUCGUCGAACAGCUGGACUGGAUAAGAGAUGGAUUUCAGAGUGCGGGUGAAACCUAUCAACAUCUUGCAAAAGCCCCGUCGUGGUCAUGGGGUUCGCUCACUGGGAAGAUCCCAAACGAGUAUCUUUCCGGAAGUCUUGACAAAGCCUAUCACACAAAACUCGUCCAAAGUCCUUCGCGUUGCGACGAUUUUGACGGGACGAGGUGUGGUCCUGCUGUGGUGGAAGGCCCACUCUCUGAUGCUACCAUCGACCUAUCCUCGAUAACCCCUGCGUAUCUCAAAUACUUUGUGAAACGUAGCCAUUUCGAGCUCUUCUUGGACACGCCCUUGGAAGUUGUUCCAUUCCCGUGUUCGUCUGGUGUGACAUUGCGACGUUCUCGAUUGGAUGGAAUCAUUAGUAGGCACUGGAGUGGCGGGCAAGCACACAUUUACCUUCUGAACAUCUAUACCGAUAACGACAAAGCUUGUUUCCUGCUGUUGACCCAGAGCCCAGAAAACAAAGAGCAGUACUCGAGGAUUGGGGUCUGGAAGCCACCCUUAAUCGAGGGCAUGUAUCCUGUGGAAGCACUCCGUCAUGACAAUCAGAAGAUCCCCCGGCAGUUCGUCGAAAAGCUGCCCGUAAGACGCAUCUCGCUAAUAUGAUAUGGCUUGAUAGUUAUCAAACGAAAGAUUCCCUGGGACGAUCAAUCCCACAUCCAAAAGGCUGAUGUGUGACGUCUGGAUCUCCUUGAUGUCGUACCCGCGAUAUGUCUCGGUCAUCUCAAGUAUCACGAUCACGACAACACCUGUAGCAAUGUAUAUCCACUACCAAGAUGACAUCCUCAUUCUGCUCGCUCCAUCACUUCUUCCCUUACGUCCUGACACACUCCUCGAUACCGACGUCGGAUGUGCAUCGAUAGUCAACAAUCAUCUCCGACUCCCAACCCUACUG
Exophiala viscosa is the source of this 2658-nucleotide messenger RNA. Its product is annotated as heterokaryon incompatibility protein-domain-containing protein. Lineage: Eukaryota; Fungi; Ascomycota; Eurotiomycetes; Chaetothyriales; Herpotrichiellaceae. The transcript has a single exon. The coding region runs from base 285 to 2369 and encodes 694 amino acids. The record is from RefSeq and is a predicted model, not a curated record.